AUGGACGUGGAUGGCGCAAAUGGAGGGGAGACCUCUGCAAAUGCUAAUCAAAACGGCGAGCAAGAAGACACACAGUCGUUCAAGCUGAAGUUUUGCACUGUUUGCGCGAGCAACCAGAACAGGUCAAUGGAGGGCCAUCUUCGCCUCUCUGAGGCCCAUUACCCGGUCAUUUCCUUCGGUACGGGGUCGCUGGUCCGACUGCCCGGUCCGACCAUAUCGCAGCCGAAUGUGUACAAGUUCAACGAGACGUCAUACGAUAGCAUCUAUCGAGAGCUUGAAGCCAAGGACUCUCGACUGUAUCGAGCAAACGGCCUCCUUAACAUGGUGGACCGUAAUCGCAAUGUCAAAUGGGGUCCGGAACGAUGGCAAGACUGGCAGAUCGGCAUGCCUAGACUAAAGCACGAGAAGGACCAGGGAAGUGAAGGCAUGGAGGGUGGCGUCGCCGAUAUCGUCAUCACAUGCGAGGAACGGUGCUGGGAUGCCGUUGUCGAUGAUCUCAUGAAUCGGGGUUCUCCCCUCAACCGGCCCGUUCAUGUUAUCAACAUAGACAUCAGGGACAACCACGAGGAAGCUUCCGUCGGGGGCAAGGCCAUGGUCGACCUAGCCGACUCUCUGAAUAGAGUUGCCGCCGAGGAGCGUGCGAAGGUGGGAGCCAGCGGCUUCGAUGCCGGAGGCGCAGCAAGCAGGUCGAACUUUGAUGAACGAGUUCCAGAGGUAUUGGGCGAGUGGCAGGAGAGGUGGCCAACCCUUCCAGCCACGUGGACUUUGGCUUGGUUCUAA
This is a messenger RNA of Lasiosphaeria miniovina, 780 nucleotides long. RefSeq names its product RNA polymerase II subunit A C-terminal domain phosphatase SSU72. Gene Ontology annotation, molecular function: RNA polymerase II CTD heptapeptide repeat phosphatase activity. Lineage: Eukaryota; Fungi; Ascomycota; Sordariomycetes; Sordariales; Lasiosphaeriaceae. The record is from RefSeq and is a predicted model, not a curated record. The transcript is spliced from 2 exons. Gene Ontology annotation, cellular component: nucleus; mRNA cleavage and polyadenylation specificity factor complex. The coding region runs from base 1 to 780 and encodes 259 amino acids. Gene Ontology annotation, biological process: termination of RNA polymerase II transcription.